AUAUUAAGCGGGGUCAAUAUUGAGGUGUACUCUACCAAGUCUACCUUUGCCCAACGGAGCUCCCGGGACGAGCGAGCGAGGAGAACAAGCAACUCCUAGUGGUCUGCGAAUAAAGUAUCACGAGUUUUUCCUACAGGUGUGGGAGGAGGGUGCACACUGCUUAUCUCUUGCGGUCAACCAUUCGGCCAUCAGCUGGUAAGCUUGCGGCCGGUUCAUCCUACACAGUAACCCCUUAUCAGGUGGCAUACAGUACCCCGCCAUCCAGUCUAUCCCCUUAACUUCCGCCAUUUUCCACCAUCAUCCAGUGUUUUUGUCACCGCUGUAGCAAGAACCGUUAACCCCUCUCCCCCCCUCUCCUCUCCGGCCUCAGCUCCCUUUGCUCCGUCAAGCCACCCCGUCACCGACCCCCCACUUAUGCCCCUUACUCUCACUCACUCUUUGGCUUCUUGAUCACUCGAACUUCUUAGAAACGGCCUCAACCUUCGCUCUGUCUAUUGACUGACCUGUCCGACCACCGGUAACUGGCCUACUUACCGUGCUAGAGUACAGCACUUACCCUCCCUCUCUCUAUCUCGCUUGUCCACCUCACAUGAUUGCGGUCCCCAUUCCGCUUUGAUUGAAUCUGCGCACGUUUUUUUCUCUUGGUCGGCCUAGCCCUAUUUAACACUCUGCAGCUAGCCCCCCCUUUUAAACUCGCUAGACGGGCAAGACAGAAAGGAAGAGGAGGGGAGCAAGGUAGGUGUCUGCCUGCGUGAACGCUCAGCCCAGCAUUCGGAGGAAGAUUAAAGGACUGCAUGCGUGAGCAUCUGUAAGUGAGCUUGAGUGUGUGGGUCCUAGAGGGCUAGAAGCUCAAGCUCGAGGUGUGUUGGGCAAGAGACCGGGAGAGGAGCGGUGGUGGCAAGCGCUUUCCUUUCUCUUUACGCCGUUUCCUGGACUAUUCAGGAAAGGGCCGAAGUUUGAACUUGUAUCCUAGCUCCUGGUUACUUAUGUAACCUUUGGUUUUUAGGGAUACACGGCUCACUCUUGAGGAAAAAAAGAAGAAAAAGAAAAAAAGCGGACUAUCCUGGCAUCAUACGGAGAAAAAACAGGUUCCUCGAGAGUUGCUCCUCUAUCGUUGCCUACCCCAUUCGAGCAAGUCCUUUUCAGAGGGAACGCUUGCCAAAGAAGGGAAGCAGGAGAGAGGGAGAGGGAGAUAAUUUAUUAGAAGACACAACGAAAUACUCGUACGGUACCGAUUUUCAACAUUGCGGCUGCUUCAACCGCAGAAUUAGGGACUUUGCCAUUGUCGCUGAUCGUCCCCUCCGUAAACUUGGAAAUUACCGGUAUUGUUCAUCUGGGCGGAGGCGACAAUACGGCUUUACCCGCGCUUAUUAGAAACCGAGCGGAGGGGACUGAGGGACAACGUGAAGGCAAAAACACAAACUCGGCCAAAAUCAUCCGGCCUUUCUCAACCCCACUACACGAUCUUAUGGCUCCUCCUCCUCUGCAGGAUGGGAUGUCGGGGCCAGAUAAUAGUAACGGUGCCCGGGCUUCGAUGACAAACAAUAAAAACCCCGAAGGAAACGGUGGGGAGACACCGGAUGAGCUACCUAUCGAUCCUGAGCAUGAGUCUUCCUCCCUUCCUCCCUCCGCAUUCCCAUAUCAUCACUCUACGAACAGAGAUGUUCAAACAUGUGCGGCGCAUCCUCACCUCUCGAACCCACCGCCGCCAUCAGGCGCGUCGUUAGCGUUCACAGCGCUGCGGUUUCUCCCUACCCCACUACUCAUCCUAUCCCAGAAUAAAACGGUGGUUUUGGCGAACGAGGCUAUGGGGAGAUUACUGGGGGCGGGGUCAACCGGUCAGUCCACAGAUGGGGUCGGCGGAACAUUACCGGAGCCUUCGAUAACCGACAUACUCUACGGGAAGGGCUUAGGGGAUCUCUGUUUCGCUGUUCUCCAGCGGAAGUGGCCCUUAUGGGUGAGCUGGGAGCAACUCUUGAACGCUUUGGCGAGUGACAUCGAGAAGGGCGAGGGGUUCCAAAAUGCGAACUCCCUUCUCAAUAUUUCGACAGAAGCACCCCCCUUGUCCGGAGGUCCGUCGGUUCCACAGACUCUGAUACGAGAUGCAACUAUAGAUGUCCUGUUCCCAACGUUGGAUGGUUCUUCGGACGGCAGGUCACGCCAGGUAGAGGCGAAGAUGGUAGUCUCGAUAUGGGCGUUGGACGGGGAGAGAUAUUUCACACUCAUGUUCAAUUCCAUGACCUCAUCAUCCGGUACUUUUAACGCGGGCAGUCCCAAUUCGGAAAUGGCCUUCUACACAACGAAGGGCACAACCACUGAUGGGUCAUGCCAGACCACUCAAUUCGGUGCAUCAAUGCCGGGAUUACUGCCUCCUGCGGCCCCCUCAUCAUCUGACAUUUCACCCGUACCCUCUGUGCUGCAGAAGAUCACGCGAAUAAAGGAUGCUGCCUUGGACGCGAUGGAAAUCCCUGUUUUUGCCGUGUGGCAUGAUGGCUCGAUCGCGAUGGCGAACCGUGCGGCACAGAACCUGCGGCCCACCGACAGGAAUGUGGGGAAUGCCGAAUCGGGAGGUUUCGCGAGCCGGUACAAUAUCUGGACAGAGGAUUUCUCGCGACGUCUCACCGAGGACGAGAUUCCCAUUAUUCGGCUCUUAAAGAGCAAGAAGCCUCUUGUGCCCCAGAGGAUUGGAACGUUCUCACCCACCGGGAAUAGGGUUGUAUUCGACACUAGCGGGGAAGGUAUAUAUGAUGAUGAAACAGGAGAGUUCAUUGCCGGCUUAGUCUGGUUAAGGGAUAUAACCGGGUAUGGAGGAAAAUUGGUGACCCACCAGGAAACGGACGAGUUACGGUUUAUGAAUAUGUGUGACAGUAUGCCACAGCUGGUAUGUUUGUGAGAAAUCCGAAAGGUCAUGGUAUCUUGUCGACCGGGAUUGGUUAACAGCAGGUUGCAAAUUUACAGAUAUGGACUACUAGGCCGGAUGGAUAUCACGAUUACUAUUCGAAGCGCUGGUAUGAUUAUACAGGACUCACCAAGGAAGAAUCUCUGGGCAGAGUAGACAAAUCUAUCGGCUGUCAUCAGGUGCGAUAUUUUUCUUUUAGGUGCUAAGUUUGCGCUCCUUAAAGCAGGGUUGGGUGCCGCCAUUUCCUGCGGUAAACCUCCCUGGCUUCACUGGACCCAUAUUGUGCUGCCGUCUUUGGUUCCGUCCCCAAUUUUUUAAUUGGUGUUUGAUGUUGCUGUUUGUUCAUCACUGGCUACAGUCUUCCGUUCUGAUGGGCGGUCCCCUCUUCCAUGGCAGAUUGAUUAACUGCUUUGGUUGUUGAUAGGGAGACGUGCAGCUUGUAAACAAGAAAUGGCAACACAGUUUAGCGACAGGACGUGAUUACACCGUAGAAUACCGGUGUCGGCGUUGGGAUGGUGUCUGGCGCUGGAUGCUCGGCAGCGCAUUACCACUACAUGAUCCGAAGACCAACGAAAUCAUCAAAUGGUAUGGCACCUGCACUAAUAUUCACGAUCUUGUCGAAGUCCGCGAGACUGCCCGCCGCACUUCUCCUCAACUUCGCGAGGUUCUUCAGCAUUCUCAGAUAACGCUUUGGGCGAUUGACCGGAGCAAUCGCAUCACGCUAUUAGAGGGUGGAGAGAUAUGGGAGACGGCGAACGCCCCGAAGGCAGCUAUAGGGAGUAACAUUUACGACCUAUUCAAAGAUUGUACGGAGUUUCUUUCCCCGAUAGGGGAUGUCCUUCAAGGGAAAGAGGAGGAGCUGUUCUCUGAGGCCGCGUUAUAUGGUAGGUGGCUAAAGACAAAGUACGUCCCGAUACUCGGGAAGAAAGGCACCGCUGGGCAAUACGACAAGGAUUACAUUAGUGGGAUCAUAGGCGUUAGUGUGGAUGUUACGGAGAUACAUAACAAAAGCAUAGAAUUGGAGGCCCGCGAACGGGAGAAUCAGGUAUUAGUUGCUAAUGAGAGUGCGGCGAAGGAGGCGAGUAAGUUGAAGAGUGAAUUUUUGGCGUCCAUGUCCCAUGAAAUCCGAACGUGUGUUUUCCCCUCCAAUAUCCAACUUCGUUGGUAAUAUGGACUACGCUAAACCCAACGCAGGCCAAUCACCGGAGUAGUGGGAAUGGCUGAAAUCCUUCUGGAUACUCCACUUGAAGGAGAACAGCGAGAAUUCGCGGAAAAUAUCCAACGCUCCGCAAAUGCCCUCUUAACCGUCAUAAAUGACAUCCUUGAUAUUUCCAAGGUCGAAUCGGGUCGUCUAGACAUCGAGGAAGUCCAAUUUAGUCUUCCGCUAGUCAUCCAGGAUGUCACAAAAAUGCUUUCUCUGGAUGCCGAGCGCAAGAAACUGCAGUUCGAUCACAUCGUGGACUUUGCCGAAUUUGGCGAGAACAUGGCGGUGAUCGGGGAUCCUGGGCGGGUGAGGCAGAUUUUAACUAAUUUACUCACAAACAGUAUCAAGUUCACUCAUGAAGGAUUCGUCAAGCUGGUUGUUAGCGUUGAGAAGGAAGAUGAGGACGUAAUUGUCGUCAAGUUUGUUGUUAAAGACUCUGGCAUUGGCAUUGACGAGGAUGUUCAGCAGAAAUUAUUCCAGCCGUUCACGCAGGCUGAUUCGUCGACUGCGAGACGGUUUGGAGGCACUGGGUUAGGGCUGACUAUUAGUAAAAAUGUGCGCUCUUUUUUUUGGCUCCGAAUCUUUCUGUGAUUCAAAGGUCUAACAUCUUUGUAGCUUGUUGACCUUAUGGGCGGCUCUAUUGGCCUUAAAUCCAGUCUUGGCGCUGGAACAACGGCCCACUUUGUCAUACCGUUUCACAGACCUCAGUAUCAAAAUGGUUUGGUGUAUCCGCCUAAUGUCAGCACGUUGCCGGAUAGACUGCAGUCAGACUUAUCUGUGUCCUGUCAAUCUUCAGAUUACGGCGUCUCGACUCCUCCCGAAAGCCCUAUUGACCCAGCAAUGAAGCAGAGGGCAAGAUCUGCCAGCAAUACAAAAAGGAUUACUCCGCCGCUGGGGCCACCCCCUGAGAGUCCGGAAGAGAGGAAGAGAACCCAUGUGCUUGUUGUUGAAGAUAGUACGUAUCUGCCCUCUUCUCAAUCUCUAUACCUUGAUCUAGAGUUGGGACUCACUGUGAUACUUCUAAAAAGACGACAUAAACCAACAAAUAGCUAUCCGCUUAAUCAAAAAACUAAAUUUCACCGUCUCGGCGGUCUCGAACGGCCUUGAAGCCCUCGAAUUCCUCAAAGAAGCCGCACCAAACGGCACCACCACCUCCCUAUCCCCCGCAACCUCCACCCACCUACGCCCCAGACGCCCUGAUAUAAUCCUAAUGGACGUCCAAAUGCCGGAACUCGACGGCUAUAGCGCCACCAAAAUCAUCCGCUCGGGUAAGCUCUACUCAUAUCCCUGCACCCCGAACCACCACGUGAACGUGGAACAGGAUCUCCUGCAGCUCUCACAGACCCUGCCGAACCCGGACUCCCCCAUCACGACAUGGCUCCAGGACGUGCCGAUCGUGGCGAUGACUGCAUCCGCUAUUCGUGGGGAUCGGGAGAAGUGCCAGGAAGCGGGUAUGGACGAUUACCUUGCAAAACCGGUCCGUAGCGCGACACUGGAGAAGAUGUUGUUGAAGUGGUGCCAGGUCAAGAAAAGGCCUCCCUCUCCUCCGCCUCAGAUUGCGCUAUCGCCACCAGCAAUAGUAGCAGCACGACCGGAAGACUCUGUCCUAGUUGCUGUGACAGGAAAAGGCAUUGUCGAAAGCCCUGAUAUCCAAGAUAUUGCCACUGUGGAACGCUCGUCGCGUGAAACGCCCCGCGCAAGCACCACUCCAAAUCCUUUUGAUAAGGUAUGUGGGAAUGUCAGUGAUGGUAGCGGUAGGGGUGUCGGAAAUUACACUCCGGGUAUUGGACAACGAAGGUCUUGACAACAAAUCACCUGAUGCGCUGGUGGGCUUUUGUUCUUGCCAAUUGUGGUUUAAUUUCGCAUGGCAUUUUUGCUCAUUACGAACUACUUUGGGCAUUUCUGGCGGGCUAAUUAAUGCUCUUGAUUUUUGAUUUUCUUUCGGAAUUGAAAUGGAAGUUGUUUGGAUAUCAAACGUCCCGUAAUACAUGUGGUAUACAAUACGAUACGAUAUGGUAUGGUAUACCUGACUGGCUCAGCCACUGACCAGUGAUUUUGUUGUUGAUUGGGUGUGGGCGCAAAAUCUUUAUCAUUUUUUCCCUUUCACUUUCCGGUUUUUGGCCCUCUUCGCAUUUUACCCAUCUCCGCUAUUAUGUUUCUUCUCCCUUCUACCCCUCUGGAUCGGUUGUCUUCUUUCUACCCGCAUGUAUCAUAUUAUCGCGAAAAACAGCCGACGUUUAGAAUUUU
Tuber aestivum (summer truffle) is the source of this 6350-nucleotide messenger RNA. The record is from the annotation of a GenBank genome assembly. NCBI's taxonomy places the organism in Eukaryota, Fungi, Ascomycota, Pezizomycetes, Pezizales, Tuberaceae.